AAUAGACUAAAUAGUCAGAUAAAUUGCUUGCCAUCCCUCCCUCUUCAGACAUGCUCAGAGGGAGAUUGGUGGCUUUAGCCAUAGAAUUAUAGCCCAGAUUGCCAAGUUGCUGCCUCUCUUUACUCAAAGAAAGAGAUAUACAAGAGAGAGAGAGAGAGAGAGAGAGAGAGAGAGAGAGAGAGAGAGAGAGAGAGAGAUGGCAUAUAUCCUGUCUUCUUAAUGCUCGAUUGCCCAUCACACUUCGUCUCUUUCUACGGUAUAUUAUUUCACCUACCUUAUCAGUGGAAGAGGUCGAUCUGUACAGAGAAAGAAGAAGAGUUGUUGGUAGAAAGAGAAUGAAGAUCCAGUGCGACGUCUGUGACAAAGAACAGGCCAAUGUAUUCUGUCCUGCCGAUGAAGCCGCUCUUUGCGAUGGCUGUGAUCACAGCAUCCACCACGCAAACAAGCUCGCCAGCCAACACACACGCUUCUCUUUGCGCCAUCCAUCCUUCAAAGAAGCCCCUCUCUGCGAUAUCUGUCAGGAGAGGCGAGCCUUUGUUUUCUGCAAAGAAGAUAGAGCCAUAUUUUGUGGAGAAUGUGAUGUUCCAAUCCACAAAGCCAAUGAACAUACCCAGAAACACAACAGGUUUCUUCUCACAGGUGUUAAGCUCCAUGCUUCUUCUUCUUCUUCUUCUUCUUCUUCUUCUUCUUCUUUGUACCCAGCUUCAUCAUCCUCUAAUGGCUGUGAUGUAAAGAUCGAUAGUACUGAGAUUAGAAGCUCCCGUCCAUCAAUAAAGAGACCAAAAACACAUCCUAAGGAAGUAAUAACACCAACUUACACGGUUGAAGAAAAUCGGAUUAGCGAUACGGUUUCUAUUUCAACCAGCAGCAUAUCAGAGUAUUUGAUGGAAACAUUGCCGGGUUGGGGCGUUGAAGACUUUCUUGAGCCUUCAAUUGCUACCAAUGGUUUCUGUAAGACCUAUGAUCAUUCUCUCCCAUUUGUGGAUGACCAAGAUCUUGAAAGAAGCAUGAGUUCUUUUUCAGCAGAAGAUUUGGCAAUCUGGGUUCCUCAAGUUUCACCUGAUCAACCCCCUGUAUUUCCUCUGUGUCUUACCCAGACUCAUUUUCUGAAUGGAUUUAACGAAUCAUCAGCAGAGGCAGCUAAUGUGAAAAUGAACAGCCGGAAAUGGAGUGAUGACGGUUUUACAGUGCCUCAAAUCAGCCCUCCAUCUCUCAAGAAAUCCAGACAUUUUGGGUAGAAUUUUGCAUUAGAAGUUUCUUUUAGCCAAUUCUUGUUCAAUCUGUUUGUGCUCUGUAUAUCACCCAUUUUGUGUGUUUUUUUGUUAAUGGUUUUGCUGUUCUUCCCUUGGAUUGUGUUUUUAAUGAUGUGAAUAAAAGUAUUUUCAUCA
Molecule: messenger RNA, 1388 nt
Organism: Alnus glutinosa
Lineage: Eukaryota; Viridiplantae; Streptophyta; Magnoliopsida; Fagales; Betulaceae
Product: B-box zinc finger protein 20-like
Exons: 3
Coding region: 336-1238 (300 amino acids)
Biological process (GO): regulation of DNA-templated transcription; photomorphogenesis
Cellular component (GO): nucleus
Molecular function (GO): zinc ion binding
Source: RefSeq, a predicted model, not a curated record